Micropterus salmoides (largemouth bass) is the source of this 3478-nucleotide messenger RNA. It is a transcript of the gene cbx4, whose product is annotated as chromobox homolog 4 (Pc class homolog, Drosophila). Lineage: Eukaryota; Metazoa; Chordata; Actinopteri; Centrarchiformes; Centrarchidae. Gene Ontology annotation, biological process: negative regulation of DNA-templated transcription. The transcript has 5 exons. The record is from RefSeq and is a predicted model, not a curated record. The coding region runs from base 53 to 1897 and encodes 614 amino acids.
AAGCUAUUGCACGAAAAGAGCUUCUCGCAGCCGCACUACUGUGAAUAUCUCUAUGCUCAUAGCCAGGACUGUGGAUUGUGCAAAGGAGGGAUUGAGUGAGCGAGAGAGGAGGAGUGCUGGAGGGAAUACAGUUGGAUUUGGAUACAACUGGAAAACUACCAAGCGCGCACCGAGCGGAAGGCACAUCGACGGGUGCGUAGCCAACAUUUCACCUACUCCCCGUCCCCUGCGUUCGGAUUCAGGCGAGAUGGAGCUCCCUGCCGCCGGAGAGCAUGUCUUUGCGGUGGAGGGCAUAGAAAAGAAGCGCAUCCGCAAGGGCAAGAUAGAGUACCUGGUCAAGUGGCGAGGUUGGUCACCCAAAUACAACACAUGGGAACCAGAAGAAAACAUCCUUGACCCGCGUCUCCUCGUGGCGUUUCAACACAGAGAGAGGCAGGAGCAGCUGAUGGGAUAUCGCAAACGGGGGCCGAAACCAAAACAUCUGUUACUGCAGGUACCCUCUUUUGCCAGAAGAUCCAGUAUUCCUGCAGGUUUCGAGGAAUUAUCUCAGGAUGCAGAGGGUAGCCUCAAGUCCGAUCCCAUACAGGUCCAGCGCUCCCAGCCUCAACACUACCAGCUGAACAGCAAGAAGCACCAUCAGUACCAGCCCAGCAGCCAGGAGGUCCCUGCUGACCUGUUAACCAACAGCAAGAAGAAGUUCAUCUACCAGCUCAAUAGCAAGAAGCACCACCACUAUGAGCCUGACCCAAGUAUGUACGACGCACAGGCUUCUAGGCUCAAAGAAGUGGUCAAAGUUCAGGAACAGGCCAGUAAACCAGCAAAUCCUGGCUGGAACUUACCGCUGGCCCUGCAGCAGAAAUGGGUUCGUGACAAAGACACAGGCUGCUUGAGCAAAGUGAAGGAGUUGGCAGUGGAGGUGAGGAAACCGGCUGUUAAAGACGCUGAGAGCGAGCAUGCCCUUAAACCCAAUCCUAAAGACGCAACCCUGCCUAGCGCUAUUAGUAGCAAAAUGAAGAUAAUCAAGAACAAAAACAAGAAUGGGCGUAUUGUUAUUGUAAUGAGCAAAUAUAUGGACAGCAACAAGGUUCAUGGAGCAAAGGGUAAACAUGGGGAAUCAUCAAGUGAAGGGAAACCCCAAAACACCAAACCGUCCGAGAACAAUCCAGCAUGCACAACCAAAAUGGUGGUGUACCCGGAGAACGGUAUCCCCAAAGAGAUCUGUAACGGCAGCUCCCUGCCUGCCGCAGAGCAUCCUAUAAAGUGUUCCCCGAAGGACAGACAUUUCUCCAAACCUUCGCCAAGCACAGCAGAGGAAUACAACACCGAAGUGGCCCGUGGUCAGGCUGAUUUACCGGAUGAUCUACCCCUUCAGCUGACCGCUAGCUCACCCCUGACGUCCUGGGCUGUUGACACCAACAUCCAAACCCUGACAGCCGUCGACCAGAUCAGGAUUCCUUCUUUUCCCAAUGACCGCAAGCGAAAACUAUCAGAUCCCGUGGAGGACAGGAGCAUUUCCAAAACCUACCUGACUUCCAGAAGCUUCAGUGUCCCCAGCACUGUGGUCACGCCACCUCAGGACAAACCUAUGGACCUCCACUGUAGUGGCCCACGCCACAGCAGCACAUGUACAUAUGAGGUUAUGGACUCUGGCAGCCAAGAAGAGCCGAUGGACCUCAGCUGCCCAAAGACUAAGAAGCAGGUGGAGCCGGAAGUACAGGCGGAGCCUGAGCCUGCUGUUAAUAACUCACCUCCUGUGGUAGAAGACACACAGCAAUCCACAGAGAAAUCUAAGGAAGCACCUAUCAAAAAACUCUCCCCUUUUAUGGGAAAUAUCAUAAUCACUGACAUCACAACAAACAGUCUCACUGUCACCUUCAAGGAAUAUGUUUCUUUUUAAGAAACUGCUUGUAAAAUGGGACUGCUAGUGACAUAUUGGAUGAUCCUGUCAAUAUGUGCAUAUGUAAAAACAUCAGAAUUUUGUAUAUGUGGAAAUUUAUAAUUUAUCAUUCAAAUUCAAUAUGUUUCCUAUAAUGUUUUAUACUGUAACUCCUCUGUGAUGUUGUAGCCAAGAAAGUGCCCUCGAGGAUUUGAGCGAAUGCAUUUAGGUGGAUGUAUUCCACUGAAAAAAAUCAGUUUAUUUGUCAUAUGGAGCUUAAUGGGAUACUUUUGCUGUUGUUUGAUACCUGUACCAAACUUAUAACCUGAGAUGUAUGAGGGUUUAUACAUAUUUUGUAUGAAUAAUAUCACUUAUUUUGGUCCUAAUAGAAGGUAGAGAGGAAGUCGUUGCAUAUAUGGUGAUCAAAGAUCAAAUUGAAAGCACUUAAUUACAUUGUCAUAUGUUAGUUUGUUUCAUUACGAGUAGAGAAACAGCUGUUCUCUUUAAGUCUUAUUUCACUCCAGACAGAUACCCUCAGACUGAAUUGGCAUAUUUUAUUACAUGUUUUGUUUGUGGCUUGUAUUACAAAAUAUAUUUAGCCAUGACGUGCAAAUUUAAAAAGCAGGUGUGUCGGAGAACAGUGUAAACACAGUGAGAACUGUGGGACGCAUUCGUCUGUGUCAACAACCUCUAAGAAAUGUCUUUCCUUUUGUCAGGUUUUUGUUUCGCCAUUGAGACGCAACAAAGCCCUGAGUGAAUAUGCCGUUGCAACCUGAUCUGUUACUUUAUUGCACAUCUCACCUUUGGAAGGGAAUAAAAUGUGACACACACGUACGUUCUCAAGGCUCAGUAACCAUUAAGACAAUGGUGUCAUUUAUCACACAUGUGACUUCCCGUUAAGAAGACGUAUGGAUUCUUACCAUAAUAAGGUUGUGAUUUAUUACCUUAUUGUUGACCUCCCAUAUUGCUGGAGUUACUUUAAAAAUACCUAUGCUAGUCUUGUUAGGAGUCUCCUAAUGUCUCACAGAUAAGCAACAUUCAUCUCAUUUUGCUAUUGAAGCUCAUUAUAUGAUCUGAUUAGAAAAAGCUACCAGGCUCAUUAAUGAGUAUGUUACACAGAUUAAAUGUGAGUUACGAGGCUGGUUUUGUAUACUGUUUCACGUGAUCCAGUGAGUGCAAGCUGUUUUGAUUAUGCUGCUGAAAAUUCAAAUGUCUAAGCUAUUGGAUGUAACCUACAUUUGAGUCUAAAUUGCCUUCCAUGCAAAUCUAAUGCUAAAAUGCUAUAAUAAUAACAAUGAGAAGUGCAUAUUUAUUGACCUUUUAAUUUGUUGAUCAAAAAUAAUUACAAGAUGUUUGUCUGCAUCAGAAGCUGCAAGUGAUUCCAUUGAACAGCUUGUCCUUUUGUUGAAAGAUAUUUUCUCUGUCUGCUUUUUUUGUUCUUGAUCUUUUGCUUUGUUUUUGUUCAUCCUUUCUUGCACUUGGUUGAGAGUAAAAAACGAUUGUUCUGAAGUAUGUUCUACCACGAGUUGGCUGACUUGUUGCUGUUGGCAAAGCUUAUUGGAUGGUAUGUUUCACAAUAAAGAAAGAGAAGAGACCUCUUGA